Tilletiaria anomala UBC 951 is the source of this 2729-nucleotide messenger RNA. RefSeq lists its product as uncharacterized. Gene Ontology annotation, biological process: biosynthetic process. Gene Ontology annotation, cellular component: eukaryotic translation initiation factor 2B complex. The record is from RefSeq and is a predicted model, not a curated record. Gene Ontology annotation, molecular function: translation initiation factor binding; guanyl-nucleotide exchange factor activity; translation initiation factor activity. The transcript is spliced from 3 exons. NCBI's taxonomy places the organism in Eukaryota, Fungi, Basidiomycota, Exobasidiomycetes, Georgefischeriales, Tilletiariaceae. The coding region runs from base 105 to 2603 and encodes 832 amino acids.
UGCAUUGAUGACGGCUGCUUUCUUCACGUCGUUGAGAGUCCAUUGUAUACCGAGCCAAGGGACAAGAAGCACACCCAGUCGGGAACGUCCUAAGAAUCAGAAACAUGGCUCCCAAGCAGCCAUCUACUAAGGGCGGCAAGAGCAAGAAAAAAGGCGGCGGAGGCGUCGACAUUGCACAGGCCGAGGACGAUCCUCUCCAUGCAGUAAUUCUCGCCGACUCUUACAACUCCCGCUUCCAGCCCUUGACGCUGGACAAGCCGAGAUGCUUAUUACCCCUCGUCAAUGCACCGCUUAUCGACUGGACCUUGGAAGCCUUGGCGCUGGCUGGUGUGCAGCACACCUACGUUUUAGCCCGUUCUCAUGUCGAACUCAUUCGUGACCAUGUCGCUUCCCGCAUGGACAGCAGCAUGAUCACUGUUAUUGCGACUCCUGAGGCGAGAAGCGUGGGCGACGCAAUGCGAGAGCUCGAUACCAAGCAACUCGUCAAGUCAGACUUCCUACUUGUGCACGCAGACUGCGUCGGUAACAUGGACCUAGCCGAAGUGAUCAGGAUCCACAAGGAGCGUCGGAAAGCCGACAAGGACGCGAUCAUGACUAUGUGCACCAUGUCGACUGCUGCGGGCAGUCGCAGUCGACCAUAUGGUGACUUGGCACUCUUCUGCCUGCAAGGUGAAACGACUCAGCUCUUGCACUACGAGGCCCUCCCCGCGAUACCGCGAAAGAAGGGUAUAUCGCUGCCUUCCAUUCUCUUCGAUGAGAAGGAAGGACAUGCGGAAGUCGAGUUGCGAAAUGAUCUCGUUGACUGUGGUGUCGAUGUCUGCAGUGUCGACGUGCCGCCGCUCUUCUCCGAAAACUUUGACUACCAAGACCUGCGCCGCGACUUUGUAACGGGGAUUCUCACUUCCGACCUGCUAGAGUCAAAGAUAUACGUACACGUCGCGCCAUCGUCGCCACAUCGGAUAACCGCAUCCAGUUCCAGCACGCGAAGUGUGUGGGCCCCUCGAACAGGAAGGGGCUGGGGUUAUGCAGCGCGCGUCCGGGACCUUCGCACCUACGUUGCGAUCAGCAAGGACGUGAUUUCCCGUCGGCUUGCACCUCUCGGUCCUGGUGGCAACAUGCCGGGUGGAAGCCGUUACAGUAUUAAAGCUGGCUUGCGAUAUACGGGAGACGAUGUACACCUCAGCCGAAGCUGCAGCAUUGAGUCUGGCACGCUUAUUGGACCUGCCUGCAAGAUCGGGGAACGGGUCACGAUCCGGAGGAGCAUCAUUGGGCCAGGCUGCAUCAUUGAGGAUGGCGCUCAUAUCUCGGACUCGUACAUCUGGGCAAAUUGCAAGAUUGGGGAAGAUGCCACGAUUCAAGAGAGUGUUCUAAGUGAGGAGGUUCACCUGCUAGAAGGCGUGAAGGUCGGGCGAGGGACACUCAUCGGUCAGGGCUGCAUCAUUGGCUCGCGAGUUAAGCUGUGUCCCAUGUCAAGGGUGGCCAAGAUCAGGUACUCCGACGCGCAAAGAUUAGAGGAUGAGGACGAUGAAGACUUCUCCAGUGCCCCGCUGGCUGCCGAGAUGUCAUCAAACCAGGCCCAGAAUCCAUCUUUCUCCUCAGGGUCGUCAGACCUUGGGGUCGGGGGUCAAGGCUUCCUCUGGCCUUUGCGCGGGCAAGAAGGCGCCGAAGAUGAUGAGGACAUCUAUGACGACGACAUAGUGGAAGACGCGCGAAAUGUUGCAAUCUUACAGCUCGCUGCGGGAGACGAAGGGGUGCAACUGUACGAUGACGCGUCCGACCUUUCGUCCAUCGACGGUGAUUCUGACUUUGGUGAAGACAGUGAUGACGAAGUCAGUGCGAUCUCAUCGGCAACUUCAGCAGCGGCCAAUUCGCGAAUGGCAGGCAAAUCAACGGCAAGGGCUUCAGGUGCGCGAGCAGAUAGCGGUAUGGGCGCUAGGAGUGAAGACAUGAAGACCUCCUUGACGCUGAGCGGCUCGGCAGCCACGGCAGGCGAGAAAGCGGCGGCGCAGCAGCGCCUGGUCGACUUUCACGAAGAAGCACUCGCAUCUCUUAACCGCGCUUACGAUGAAAAACACCAGAUCUCCAACAUCUCGAUCGAACUCAAAACGCUGCGCAUGUCGAGCAACGUACCACCAAAAGAGGUGUGCUCCACAGUCGUUGCGUUCACACUGAGCAAGUGCGAUGCAACAAAGCCGAAGGAAUUGGUCGAAACGAUGGACCACUGGGGCGAGCUCAUUGCCUCGGUCGCUUCUGAUGACGAGAUUGAGGCAAUUAGCGUGAUGCAGGCCUAUUGCGCCGCAUUCAACGAAACACAUGGCCGCCUCUUUGUGCCGCUGCUCAAGAAGUGGUACAACGACGAUGUCGUGUCGGAGGAAGGUAUACUGGAGUGGUACAAAUCGCCGCGAUCGAGCAAGCCUCCUGCACCUACAGAACAUCUCCUUAGCCAUCCCCAGCUUGCAUCUAGCCAAGCAGGAGCAAUGGGUGGUGCCGUGAUGGCCGUCGAUUUGGAAGUCUAUGCCGGGCUCAAGAAAGCCGCACAUGAAGUCAUCAUGCUCUUGCUUGAGGACAGCGAGGAUGAAGACGAUGAUGAAGAGGACGAAUAGCGCUGCGUAAAACGAGUACGCAAGAAAAGGUGGCGCGUCUCUUGCAUAUCCCAACGUAAUCCUCGUUCACGUGUUCAUGAAAUGCUUUCGAUACUUGUAUUAAGCCUCUGUGCAAUGAAUGCGGUC